GUUCCAUCACAAUUCAAGCAUCCCCGACACCUUCCCCACUAAUCCCUUCCACCAUGGCCACUCCAUUCCCAGCGGGAAAUAGCAUGUCCUCAUUCUGGCGGUCGGAGCCCGAUCCCUUGGACAAUCAUUGUUCCACUAAGACUCUACCGGAAACCUGCGACAUCGCCAUCAUCGGAGCAGGCUACGCCGGCGCAUCGACUGCUUACCAUUGUUUGGAGCGUGCGACUGCUGGCGGAAAGAAGCAGCCGUCCAUCGUCAUCCUUGAGGCACGACAGGCUUGCUCGGGGGCUACCGGACGCAACGGUGGCCAUCUCAAGCCCGAUGUCUACAGCCGAGUCGGCAACCUGGCCAAUGAGUACGGAGUCGAGGCGGCGGCCGAAGUGGCCGCAUUCGAGAUGGAACAUGUCUCUGCAGUGCAGGCCUUGGUGGAAAGGGAGAAGAUCGAUUGCGAUAUGGAGGUGAACCGCGUCUGCGAUGUGCACUUUGACCCAGCCCAGCUCGCCAAGGUCAAGGCGGGUUUUGAUUCGCUGGUGGCGAAGGGGGUGAAGACUGUCGAAGAUGUGAGCUUUACCGGGCUCGAUGCUGCUGAAGCUGUAUCGGGUGUCAAAGGGGCUCGGGGGUGCUUCAGCCAGCGCACCGGGCGCCUCUGGCCGUACAAGCUUAUCAUGCACCUUCUUAGGCUCGCCAUUGCCGCCGGGGUGAAUCUGCAGACAAACACCCCGGUACGGCAGAUCUCCGAUGACCGGGAUGCUGAUGGACGAUGGACGCUCACCACUGACCGCGGCUCGAUUCGCACCAAGACAGUCAUCUUCGCCACCAAUGCAUACACCGCUGCCCUCGCACCGCAGUACAGGGACAAGAUCGUCCCCGUGCGGGGAUUCUGCAGUCGCAUCGUGGUUCCGAACCCGCCUGCCGUGCCCAUGGACCGCUCGUAUACUCUGCGCUUCAACGCCUGGGACUACGACUACUUGAUCCCGCGUCCUGACGGUAGUAUCAUCGUGGGCGGUGCGAAGUCCACCUUCUACAAACAGGACAUUCUCAGUUGGUACCACAACACUGACGAUGGCCGGGUGGUUGACGCCGCGGCGCGGUACUUUGACAACUACAUGCAGCGGACUUUCCACGGCUGGGAGAAUACGGGGGCAUAUACGGACCGUGUAUGGUCAGGAGUGAUGGGUUAUAGCAGUGAUGCUCUACCGCAUGUUGGGCAUGUGCCAGGUAAACCGGGUCAGCUUGUAAUCGCUGGCUAUAGUGGUCAUGGUAUGCCGCAGAUUUUCUUGUCGGCGCGAGGUAUCGCACGGCUGGUUGUGGAUGGGGCAGCUUAUGAGGAAAGUGGAGUUCCACGGCUGUUCAAGACAACUCCAGAACGGUUGGCGAGUGGUCGGAAUGAUAUCCUGGCGUAUGUGAAGAGUUCGGAGGUGGAAAGUAAGCUCUAGCUUAUGGUAAUGCUAAAUGAAUCAUAGAAAAGCCAUGAGGCAGCUAGGAUGCAAGAAUAGAAUGACUAUCCAGCUGUCAUGUCGGG
Messenger RNA from Aspergillus uvarum CBS 121591, 1522 nucleotides. Its product is annotated as NAD(P)/FAD-dependent oxidoreductase. The transcript is spliced from 4 exons. Gene Ontology annotation, molecular function: oxidoreductase activity. The record is from RefSeq and is a predicted model, not a curated record. Bases 54 to 1436 code for a protein of 460 amino acids. Gene Ontology annotation, cellular component: cytoplasm. NCBI's taxonomy places the organism in Eukaryota, Fungi, Ascomycota, Eurotiomycetes, Eurotiales, Aspergillaceae.